Molecule: messenger RNA, 2971 nt
Organism: Cimex lectularius (bed bug)
Lineage: Eukaryota; Metazoa; Arthropoda; Insecta; Hemiptera; Cimicidae
Gene: Sk2
Product: sphingosine kinase 2
Exons: 9
Coding region: 203-1885 (560 amino acids)
Biological process (GO): sphingosine biosynthetic process
Cellular component (GO): cytoplasm; membrane; intracellular membrane-bounded organelle
Source: RefSeq, a predicted model, not a curated record
GUUUAAAUGAAUGAAAGGUUGGGGGAUGCCGAAGGCGGCCGAAAUGUCCCGAGACACGAGCUCCUCCCAUUCCGUCAGUCGUUAUACGAAAGCGAAUCGAACCGAUUGUUGAUCCCGGCUCAGAAGCCCGAACUUCAGUAGAUGCCCAGUCGCAGUCGCGCGCGGAUUACCUCGUUGAUGAUGUCCUGCCAUUAAGACAACGAUGGAACCCGACGAUGAGAUAUCGCCAAGCCCGACCCUCGAGGAGACCUUUUACAUCCUCUCCAAGAAGAACAAGGUGUACAGGGUGAAACUGUCCGAGAAGGGCCUCUGCCUCCAGAAGGAGUCAAACGGGAACGUCAAGACGGAGAGGAUCGCCCUCGAGGACAUCGUCGGCUGCCGGUGCGUCCGGAGCAAGCGCCUCGACCAGAAAUGCGUCUGGAGGCCGACCUCGAAGAAAAACAAGAAGUCGGAAGACGCCGACUGGGAGCAGGCGGAAAUCAGCGCAGACCUCUACAUCUACGCCUACCUCCUCAAAAAAGGGAAGGUGAAGAGCGGGAAACGAAGGGAAAGGACGGUCAUCACACUCAGGUUCAGGUCGUUCGACAAGUACGACGAGAACAUGAAAGAGGCACAGAGGUGGAAAGUCACGAUAAAAUACUUCCUGCACGCCUUGUCCAGUUCUUCGCACCCUUCUUCCUACUUCAAACCCCUAGACUCGAAAAUAAUCGAGAACAAAAUACUCGUCAUAAUCAACCCGAAAAGUGGAAUCGGCCGUGGAAGGGAAUUAUUCCAGAACAAAGUCGUCCCUUUGCUGACCGAGGCCGACCUCAAUUACGACAUACACGUGACGACGUGCCGUGACGACGCCAGGAACUUCGUCCGGACGCAGAACCUCUGGCAGUACAUGGGAGGCGUCGUGUGCAUAGGCGGUGACGGUAUAUUGCACGAAGUGAUCAACGGAAUCAUGGAACGCCCGGACUGGGAAAUCCUCUUCAGCGAGCUAAAGCUCGGACCCAUUCCGUCCGGGAGUGGCAAUGGCCUUGCAAAAUCCAUCGCCUACUCGCACAAUGAGCCAUUUGAUCAAAAUCCAGUGCUUGUUUCUACUCUGAACGUUGUCAGAGGCUUCUCAAUGCCCUUGGAUUUAGUCCGCGUUGAAUUGAAAUCACAGGUAAUGUAUUCAUUUUUGUCGAUUGGAUGGGGGCUUUUAUCCGAUGUCGACAUCGAAAGCGAGCGUAUAAGGCAAUUUGGACAGCAGAGAUUCGCAGUUUGGACAGCUGCCAAGCUUAUAUGUCUGAGAACGUUUAAAGCAACUGUAUCUUAUCUGCCUGUCGUCAACAACCCUGCUACUAUAACAAACCUCGAUGAUGAUGUUGAUGCUAAAAGCAUUUUGUCAGAAGAAGGGAGGCGGGACAGUUUUUAUUCGAUCGGCUCUCAUAAGUCGACGUUCCUUUCUGCCUUGGGCUCCAGUUAUUCUUCCUUAACAGAAGAGACCGUAAGGACUUUUGGGCCACCUUCGACCAUUCCGCCGCUCUGCCAGCCGGUGCCAUCCAACUGGGUGACCCUGACUGGAAAUUUUGUUCUGGUUCAUGCUUCCUAUCCGUCCCACCUGAUGACAGACUGUUUAUUUGCACCAAAUGCAAAGCUGAACGAUGGUUGUAUCUGGCUUUGCAUCGUCAAAGGGAAUAUUUCAAAAGCGCAUUUAGUUCAGUUUCUUCUUGGAAUGUCCAAUGGGACCCAUGUGAACUCAUCGGAUGUUGUUUUUGUACCUGUGAGCGCAUUCCGCCUGGAACCGGAAUCGAACGCGAGCAUGCUGACGGUGGACGGCGAAAAGGUCGAGAGCGGCCCGAUCCAGGCCGAAGUCCUCCCGUCUCUCGCCAACGUCUUCAGCAGGGCCAAGAACUGACAAAACAUCCCCUCAGGGGGUUCGCGCUUUUUCGUCUUGCGCUGGUUCAAAGAUAGGAAGAGAGGGAAGAGGAAAAAAAUCGGUCGUCAAUGUCUGUGAUCUGUUUGCUUUUUUUUCCGGCUGUUAAUCGAUGCUUGCCCCCCUUUAUUGUUUUUUGUUCAUCAUCAUCACGUAUAGUUAUUGGUAUUGUACCAAACAUUCAUUGCCAAAAUAUACAAGAUGAGUUGGACUGUUUUAUCAAUAUUUUUAAAAUAUAUAUCUUUUGCUGCUGCAAAUAUAUGCUUCUUGCUCAAAUUUACUUACUUUAGCCAAAUUAAAUAAUCAGUUUAGACCUUUGAUCUUGUAUAAUAUAUAAUUAUUUUUUUACUUUUUUUUUCGGGGGGGGGGGAGGUAGCUGCAAUUUUUUCCAAUAAUGUGAUAAUGUAAAUUGUAUAAAUAUAUAAAUUUAUUUUAUUCCUAUUGAAGGAAUAGGUGCAUUUAAUGUACAUGUUUAUGAAAUAUUCUGUGUACGUAUAUAUAUAUAAUUGAACAAAAAAAAUUAUUAAAGCUACUUCUAUAUUCUAUGUAUAAAUGGAAGUGUAAAUUGGCCUAAAACUGAAUUCCAUCUGAUGUCAUUUUGAAUUAUGUAAAUUUGAAAUUGAUGUUUAAAUUUGGUCAUUUUUACAGGCUAGCCUAUUCUCGACGGUUUUUUAAUGUACAAUUAAUGUCUUCUUCUUGAAUUACCAAGCUUAACGAACCAUGGAAACAACCAAGAACAAGUCAAAAAAAGAACCAGAGACCAUGUACAUGAAAGUGAUAUUGUAAAAGGCGUGUAUUUUUUAUUUUCUAAAUUUCUUUACACUUGUAGUGUUUAAUUUUUAAAAAGCACAUUUUCCUAUUUUAUUUUCUAUUAAAAAAAAUUAAAAAAAAAAGGCUAUUUGUCCUGCAUGCAUUUGUUCGUUGUUGAAUAUUUCAUUAAUUUUUGUUACUUGUUAUAUUAUUAAAAUAUGUAUGAUUGAUGUAAAAGAAAUGUUUUUAACCCUUUACAUCUGAGAAGAAAAGUACUGAUUAAAACUAUGUAAGGGGACAAUAAAUUUUUAAAACACC